AUGUUUCUUGAGGAAUCCAUAGGUCUUGCAAACAUUGAUUUCAAGGACCUCCCUGCCCAUCAGGUUCUCGCGGAAAUUGAUACCGCGAGACAGGAGCUCAUCGGCAGGUACAUGACCGGUUUGAAUGCUCUUCGUAAAACACUUUCAGAAGAGACGGGCUGUCCUACCAAUGGGAAUCCCAACUGUUCCGCUAUUAUUCUUGGUGUUUUAAUACGGGAACAACACAAACUCGGACUUCUUGACCCAUCGCCUGUCGCUCCAUACAGUGGCUACAAUAUUUUCACUCUCGUCUCAAGAGCCCGCCAAUUCCCCAAUCCGAGGCCACAAGAGCGUUAUUGUUCAUGUAACAUUCAAAAGCGACUGAACCCCAUUCUCGAAGGAAUUGAGUACUCUAUCUCGAAAUACAAUUUGACUGCCUAG
Fusarium poae is the source of this 420-nucleotide messenger RNA. RefSeq lists its product as uncharacterized. Lineage: Eukaryota; Fungi; Ascomycota; Sordariomycetes; Hypocreales; Nectriaceae. The transcript is spliced from 2 exons. The record is from RefSeq and is a predicted model, not a curated record. Bases 1 to 420 code for a protein of 139 amino acids.